This is a messenger RNA of Effrenium voratum, 4419 nucleotides long. NCBI's taxonomy places the organism in Eukaryota, Dinophyceae, Suessiales, Symbiodiniaceae. The record is from the annotation of a GenBank genome assembly.
AUGACUCUUGGUAUGUCAAGGGCCAUGGGCGGACCUGGUCUGGGCUGGCAGACGGUGGGCAUCUACUGCGGAGUGCAGUCUGCCGCUGGCGUGGCGGCAGCCGUGUGCUACUCGCUGCUCUUCGGACAAAGCUUCAACCUGGCCCCAUCCAAGGGCUUCUCCUGGUACCACGCCGGUCUUUGCGAGCUGCUGUACACUUUCAUGCUGACCUUUGUCGUCAUGAAUGUGGCUGCUGCCAAGAAGAACGCUACGGAGAAAAAUCAGUACUACGGCAUGGCCAUCGCGUUCACCGUGGUUGCGGGUGCCUACGGUGCCGGCGCCGUGUCGGGCGGCUGCUUCAACCCUGCUGUGGCCUUGGGCAUCGACAUCUCCAGCGCAGGGAUUGGCUUCGGCUGGAGCAUUCUCUACAUCAUCUUUGAGCUGAUGGGAGCUGCCAUGGCUGCUGCACUCUUCAAGGUGGUGCGGCCAGAGGACUUUGGAGGUGAGAAGUCUCAGGUGACUGAGUUGGUGAGCGAGUUCCUGGGAACCUACAUGCUGGUGCUGACUGUCGGCUUGAACGUUUUGGGCAAGUCAAAGGCAGCUGCGUUCUCCAUUGCUGCUGGCCUCACGUCCAUGAUCUAUGCGCUGGGAGACGUCUCCGGCGCUCAUUUCAACCCUGCAGUGACUGUGGCUAUCCUGGCCUCUGGUCGCUGCCCGGAGCUCACUCCAGCCAAGGCCGGUACCUAUGCCGGUGCACAGAUUGCAGGAGGCAUUGCUGCGGCCCUCACCUAUGCCUUCAUCUACCAGGGAGCUACCUUCGAUUUGGGACCAGUCGGGUUCAGCACAUGGGCCGGUGUCUCUGUGGCGGAAAUCGUGUACACCUUCGUCCUGUGCUUUGUGGUGCUUUGCGUGGCGGUGUCUGAGCGCACCAAGGCAUCGCACCUCUUUGGCCUUGCCAUUGGCUCCUGCGUGACUGUCGGCGGCUUCGCCAUCGGCGGCAUCUCGGGCGGAUCCCUGAACCCGGCCGUGUCGUUCGGCAUCGCCACGUCGAAUCUGCUGAACGGCGGAUAUUUCUAUAAGGCGUUGAUCUACACGGUGCUGGAGGUGUUGGGUGGUGUCGCAGCAGCCGGGGUGUUCAUGGUCACGCACCAGGCUGAGGUUGAGAUGGAGGGCAAGGAGGCCAUCCGUGUGGCCAUUUGGGAGUGGCUGAAGCCUCUGGACUUUGGUGUGACCACCACACAUCCAGGACCUUUCCUGAAGAGACAUGCUCAUACCUGUUACAAAGAUAGCAGUGCCUCUGGCUACUUCUUCCAGAAUGUGCUGGGGUGUAUUCUCAUGGCCGCGGUCGCCAGGCACAAAAAGGCGAUGAACCAGCAUUUGGCCACCGGCCUGUCUUCGGGCCUUUGCGGAGCUCUCACGACUUGGGCCACAUGGAUGGGUGAGGUUGCCUCUACCGUGGUAAACGGCAACAUCUUCCAGGCUUUUGUGAGCGUGCUCUGCAUGUUUUGCGUGUCCAUGGCCUCGUAUCGUUUUGGCCACUUCUUGGCUGGCUGCGGAAUGGAGGAAGAGCCAAAAUGCUUCGAUGAGUACUGCGGGCUGCGGAUCCUCUUUUCCAAAGAGGUGGACUCUGUUGAAGAGGGUGGCUCCACGAGCGAUUCUGACGCGGAUGGUGAAGAGCACGAGGAGUGGGGCCUGCAGGUGGAUGUGCCCUCAACCUGGAGAGAGACGCCGAGAGAGGAGGUUUUCUUGAGCAGCGCUGUGCAUUGGGCCAUCGUGGGAAUCGCCUUUGCUUUCGUCGCCACGUUUCUGGGAGUCGCUGCAGGUUACAGAUACUACGCAGGUCUGCUGGAUUUGGCCAUGGGGCCAUUCGGAGCACUUCUUAGAUGGUGGUUGUCGCUAUUCAACAAGCACACAGCUCCAUUUCCCUGCUUCACCCUGAUCGCGAAUACUCUGGGCUGCUUGUGCAAUGCCUUAGCAGGCGUUUACUCAGUCAGAGUCGAUGAUGACUCCCUGGCCCGGUCCGCCUUGACUGCUGUGAGCACGGGCUUCGCCGGCAGCCUCUCCACAGUGUCCACCUUGGUGAGCGAGUUGCGCAGUGACACCUUGGGCGGCCUUCGUGUGCUGGAUGGUUCGACACUGAUUCUGGGCAUCAUUUAUCCGGAGGACGCGCGCCCCGGCAGCAAUGGCGUGCGAGCGCCGGGCUCCUGUCGACUCCUCAUCGCGAAUGUGGGCGACUCUCGCGCAGUCCUUUGCCGUGCCACGGAUCAAGGGGAGGCUGCGCAAGUGCAGUCAUAUCGUCUGUCGGAAGAUCAUAAGCCCAUCGUACCUACAGAGCAGAAGAGGAUCGAGGCCAAGGGUGGCAUCGUGGACCUCCAGGGGGUGUGGCGCGUUUUCACACCUGGCCCGGCCAACUUUGGUGGCAAGCACAUUGCCCGCUGGGGUUUGGCAGUGUCUAGGGCAUUCGGCGACGUCCUCUUGAAGGAGCCAGAGAGGUAUGGCUGCAUGGGAGUGUUGCCCGGGGGGCUGAUCUCGGCCAUGCCAGAGAUCCGGGUGGUGGACCUGGAACCUUCGCAGGACGGCGAGCCGGAGAUGUCACAAGAGAACUUGGACUACUUGGCCACCACCUUGGAGGGCCUGAAGAAGAGUCUCCGUUAUCAGGCUUUCGACAACCGAAAGCCCUGGAUGGAUGAAGAAGGGCGUUUGAUAUGGUCCCCAUUCCGGGUAAAGCUCGCCAAGAUCGUGUUCUCUCAGUACUUCGAGACCGCCAUGGGUAUCAUCAUUGUGGGCAAUUUAUGUCUCAUCAUGUUUGAAGCAGACCAUGAUGCCAGAUGUUACCCUGCCUAUGAUGGCAGGAUGUCAGAGUGUCCGUUUAGAAGCGAUACUGUGUCCUGGAUUAGCGUCCUCAAUGCCAUUUUGCUGGUCCUGUACUCCCUUGAGUGCGGCGUGCGCUUUUUCGUGGAGCGCACCCUUUUCUUCUGUAACACAUGGAACAUGAUAGACCUGCUGAUUGUUUGCCUGGGAUGGAUCAGCUACGGACUGGCCUCAGUGGUGAAUCUAAGCCUGCUGCGACUGUCGAGGCUUGUCCGGGUUCUGCGCGCAGUCCGGGUCUUCAUCUCUGUGCCAGAGUUCUAUUUAUUGAUCACAGGGCUUUACUCCUCGAUCAAGGCCAUCAUUUUUGGUUCCAUGAUGCUUCUGAGCUUUAUCCUUUUCUGGGCCGUGAUCACCGUGGAACUGCUGCAUCCUCUCACCUCCAGCUUGACCUACUCGGAGUGCGAACGCUGCAGUAGAGGCUUCGCUAGCGUGGCCACCGCGGGGGUGACCCUCUUCCAACAGAUCGUGGCAGGAGAUUCCUGGGGGGCGAUCUCCAUUCCUCUAGUGGAGGCAUUCCCCUGGACGGGACCCAUGCUCUUCAUCAUCAUGAUGACCAUCUCUAUGGGGAUUAUGAAUCUUAUCCUCGCCGUCAUAGUGGAGCGGGCGGCUGAGGCCAGGGAGAACGACCACGAGGCCAAGAUCAGGAAGAAGGAUCAGGAGAGGAGCAAGAACAUGAUCGAUUUGGCUGUGCUUUGCGCAUCCAUGGACAAGAACAACAACGGGUUGCUCUCCUUGGAUGAGAUGGAAAGUGGCUACGACCAGCUGGAGGCCUUUCGGAAGCUCAUGCAACAGAUGGAUAUCAAGCGGGAUGAGAUGCAGGUUAUUUUCAAUGUCCUGGAUUCGGACAAUUCGGGUGAGGUGUCGUAUUUGGAGUUCUGCCAGAACUUGGGAAGCUUCCUGAAGCGAGAUCCAGUGAUCAUGCAUUCCCUGGUGCAGUGCUCAGUGCUUGAGUUGCGGAAGAUGAUCCGGGAGGAGGUCGCGGAUGUGAUGCACACACACCACCAAGAGGUGAUUGAUGGCCAGAACCGGAUCUUGGUAGCACUGGGCUUGGAGCCCCAAUCGCCCAGGACGAUGACAAGUACCAGGACGAGUACCGUGGGCCGUUCCCGUCAGAAAGCCUUUGCGCGGCAAACCAGUCCAACCCGAGCAGGGCGGGAGUCGCGCCACUCCAGUCCGGCAACCACCCAGAGGGCAACCAGCCCGAAGGCUUCAUCAACUCACGUGCAGGCGUUGCAGAAGGUGGAAUCGGAGCUGCAAGUCUUGCUGGAGAAGGCGGACAAGAUGGUAGCGACGGUGGGAACUGACAUCCCAAGUCCAAGAUUGCCCGAGGUGGAGAGUGCAUCUAUACCGGAAGAGCUUAUUUCAGACGAGCAACUCGAAGAUUUGUGGGAAGGACUCCAAGAUUUGUCAGAGGGGUUUGAACAGAGAGCGAAGGACGCGACACUGUUGCAGAACAAGACAUCCGAGCUGGCUGCUGCUUUAAAGCAAAACUUAAGGGAAAGACGGAACAGCGAUGGUCUAAGAUCAGACGACUCGAGCGAAUUCGCUAUUCGACUGUUUAAAGUCUAG